This is a messenger RNA of Oncorhynchus nerka (sockeye salmon), 2862 nucleotides long. Its product is annotated as ras-related protein Rab-35. Gene Ontology annotation, molecular function: GTPase activity; GTP binding. Gene Ontology annotation, biological process: endocytic recycling. Bases 1834 to 2469 code for a protein of 211 amino acids. Gene Ontology annotation, cellular component: plasma membrane; endosome membrane. Lineage: Eukaryota; Metazoa; Chordata; Actinopteri; Salmoniformes; Salmonidae. The transcript has 6 exons. The record is from RefSeq and is a predicted model, not a curated record.
GUGUUAAACCCACAUUUCUAUGGUUUAAACUAAAUCAAACGUUGUGGUGUGUGUCAUCAACUGUUUUUGAAUAGUUUGCGAUUGUACCUAAUUUACGACGAGUGUUAUUGUUGCGACCUAGCCAACUUGUUUUUCUCAGACAGCUGACGAUUGUAGGGACUAGGGAGGGACACUUUCCCAGGAUUUUCAGUAAUGGUUUCAUUGAUAAUCACGACGAAGAAGAAGCCCUAGCAAAUAUUUUAACUAUGUACCAAUGUGUCAGGAUUCAAUUUCAAGAACUAACUUGCUCGCCCCUUGUACUCUUUCCUGUUUUUAUUAUGGAACAAAAAACUGUCCUCAGUCUUUUUGUAUUCUUUCGCCCUAAAUCGGCGACGCGGACAGACAUGAGGGAUUCUUGAGUUGUCCCCGAAAAUACUUUGCUCACUUAGUGAAUAUCAAAGAAAAAGUAUGUUUCUAUGAUACCUAUAUCCUCUCUACUAUUUAACCAUAUAACAUUUCCCCCAACGUUUGUUUUAACUUCUUCCCAAUCCAGCUCACCUUCAACCAUACAUGCAAGCUGAUGUUUCAUGUGGUUAAUAUAGGCCUAUAUUUAAUGUGUGUGGAGAGAGGGCAAACGGUUGGAAACGUUAAAUUUAGAGACAGCUGUUCUAGUGAACAGGGAAGGGAGGGUGCAUACAGGGACUGGGUUGGCAUACAGUCAGGGAAGUUUUGACAAUGACAGACUACAGGUUGUCUCCUCACUCUGUCUCUGUAUAUUGUCAUUGAUAAAUAUUCCAUACAGACGGUUCUUUUUCAGGGUAUGGUCCAAAGAAGGGAGCUGAGGAAAGCCUGAAACAAACCAAAUACUGUGAAGGCGCCCACCAUUUCUCCGCCCAUAGCUCAGAGAGGAAGAGAAACCAAGGGAUUGAGACCGAAGCAGUUCAAUGGAUGAAAACGUUGCAUGGACUGUAGAUUGAAAGAGGAAGAACUUCAUCCUCUCAGAUUUUUGCUUUUGAUCACUGCUUGUACAACCUUUCAGGCCCCUCUGCCUGUUAUUUUGUUUCUUGUAAGAGGUGCGUGAUAACUUGACGCAGAGAUGACAGUGAGACUGUGGGAUAAGCAAGAGUGGUAACUGAGAAGAGCAGUGACGUGAAUCCUUACAUCCGUAUGCUACCCACUGGAAUAUCUUAAGUAUUAGCUAAUCAAGCAACAACAAUCCAUCUACCUUGGACACAGACUAACAACUGAGCACUUUCAGACGCUCAUGGAUGUAGUGACUGACUGCCAGAACGCAAUUUGACGAGGAUAGUCUCUUUGCCCAUGUGUAGAGUUUAACGUGUCAGAAGUCCUUCACCAGUCUGUCAUUGCAGCCCAACUUUAAGGGGGAAAAACACUUUACCGGACUGAUGGAAAGAGAACUUAGGUAAACCUGUGAUGAGUCGGAAUGUGGUGCUGCAAAUAACUGGGAAUCCCCUACUGGAGAUAGUGGGAGGAACUGGAACUGAGGUGGAACCAGAACCAACCGAGGCCUAAGCACGACAACUGAAUGCCAUGUACUAAACUGGAAAUAAGCUUGAUUUAACUGGUAAUAUUGCACUUGCGAGGUAACAGGAAUAGUUUGUAAUAUUGAAUAAUAAUUCUGGACUGGAACUGAUCUGGGAAAUCAACUGGAAAUGAAAUUGCAAUGUAAGUGUUUUGUGGAUGUUUUCUGUACAAAAUCUUCCUCCAUUCUGAACUGGUAGCGUUGGGGGGGGAGACUGUUUCAUCCUGGGAUUUGGGAAGACUGGAAUCUGUUCCUGUGGAACUGCAUUUAUUGGGAGAGGAUUACUGAAACCAACAGCACCGUCUGCAGAAAUGGCGGGCCCGGGAAAGGACUACAACCAUCUCUUCAAACUGCUCAUCAUUGGAGACUCCAAUGUAGGGAAGAGCAGUCUACUACUGCGAUUUGCAGAUAACUCCUUCUCUGGUAGCUACAUCACUACGAUCGGCGUGGACUUCAAGAUCCGUACGGUGGACAUCGACGGGGAGCGAGUCAAACUGCAGAUCUGGGACACGGCGGGCCAGGAGCGCUUCAGGACCAUCACCUCAACGUAUUAUAGAAAUACCCACGGUGUGAUUAUUGUUUACGACGUCACCAACCCAGAGUCGUUUGUGAACGUGAAGAGGUGGCUUAAUGAGAUCACUCAGAACUGUGACAACGUCUGUAAGAUCCUAGUGGGGAACAAGAAUGACGACCCCUCCAAGAAGCAGGUGGACUCCCAGGAUGCAAUGCGUUUCGGGGAGUCGGUUGGCGUCCGGGUAUUUGAGACGAGCGCCAAAGAAAACAUCAACGUGGAAGAGAUGUUUAUGGCUUUCACUCACAUGGUCCUUCGGACAAAGAAGCAGAGUCAGAGUCGUGCAGAGAGAGAGCGGGAACGAGAGAAGGAAACGGUCGACAUCAAUUCUCACAGACACAGAGAGAGGAGGAAGAGGGGGAAGAAGUGUUGCUGAGGGAGAGAAAGGAAGGCGAUUUUCUAAGAACAGGACAGACCAAUGGAGAGUCGAGCAUCCAAAGUCUGUCUGCACUCAUGGGGAAAGAGCCAGGACAUUACAUGUUGACAUUGCACUGAGGCAAGAUUACAAGAGGGUGAGGACAGAGAACCACUAUUAUGUGCCGAAUUUUUACCUUAGCAGUUAUUUUUUAUGAAUGCAUAAUAAUGUCAUUUUAUCAUUAAAAGGGAAACUGGAUCCCCACUGUGUCAAACUGUCAUUAAAACCCCUAAUUGAGGAAAUACACUAAUGACUUCAAAAGUGACUAGAGUGAUGUAUAUGUCUUAUUUGUAAUGAAAAAGACUGUCGUGAAAAAUGUAACAUGUCUAAAUAAACAGUGAGCAAUAAAGUGAA